AUGAAAGUUGAAGUAUGGCAGAAGACCGAAAACAGGGAACUUUGGAGACAAGUGAAACGCUGCCCUUUAUUGAAAAGCCAUUUGUAAUCGCGGAAAAGUUAAAAGAAUCCAGCAACGAUGAAACGGAAGGAGAAGAAGAAUGUAAAGACACUUCUUGUGGAUUCUGGGUUUUCAGGGGUCCUUUUAUGCAAAGAUUUGCUACUGAAAAGAUGUACGUUAUCCUCUAUGGGUUAGCUGGCUGUGUGAUGACAAUGACCUUUGCUUACUUCAACGGCACCAUUACGACCUUGGAGAAGCGCUACAAGAUCCCAACAAAGACUUCCGGCAUUAUAUCGGUGGGUAAUGACAUAAGUACCAUGUUAACAGCCGCUCUCCUGGGCUAUUAUGCUGGAAACGGCCAUCGACCCCGCUGGAUGGGAAUCGGAUUACUGACCAUCGUGGCCUUCUGCCUGCUAACCAGCUCCCUGCAUUUUCUCUACGGCGCUGGCGAAGAUGCCCUCAAGUUGACCCGGGAAUUCGGACAGGUUAACGAGACCUUGGCCAGGCAAGAAAGGGAUAAGAAAUUGUGCCAGACUGGGGCAGCAGGAUGUGUCCAGGAGGAGGGUCAGUGGGUGCCGCAGGUGUUCCUAUUUGUGGCCCAACUCAUCUCGGGAGUGGGCCAGGCUCUUUUCUAUACCCUGGGCAUCGCCUACAUGGACGACAAUGCCACCAAGUCCAAGACACCAGCCAUGUUAAGCAUGUCGACAUUCCUGAGGAUGCUGGGACCAGCUAUUGGCUACUCCUUGGCUGCUCUCUGCCUGCGUCUGUACAUUGAGCCCUCGCUGGAGCCACUGAUUGGCCGGGAGGAUCCGCGAUGGCUGGGCGCCUGGUGGCUGGGCUGGCUAGUCCUGGCUGCCGCGACCUUGAUCUCUGCCCUGCUGCUGUUCAUGUUUCCCAAGGAGCUGCCCAGUUCGAGAAGGAGGCGGCUGCAACUGAAGCACGCGGAACGAAGGCAGUCACUGCCCAUCAAGGAGCGAUCCUUUGGCGACAUGAUGAAAACAGUUAGGCGGCUGGCGAGGAAUAAGGUGUAUGUCUACAACACCAUGGCCUCCAUUCUCUACUUCUUCGGCUACAUGGCCUACUGGAUAUUCACGCCGAAGUACAUCGAAACGCAGUAUAGGCAGUCGGCGGCUACGGCUACGAUGGCCACGGGAACGGUGGCCCUGGGAUUUUCCGCCGCGGGAGUCCUCAUCUCCGGCUACGUGAUCUCCAAGUACAGGCCGAGUGCCAGGUCAAUGGCCUGCUGGAAUGCCAUUGUGGAUUUCGUGACGGUCGCGGGAAUUCUGUGCUAUGUGGCCAUCGGAUGUGAAGGUAGCGACAGGCUGAAUUCCCUGACCACCUUGUCCGCUGGAAACAGCUGCAGUGCGUCCUGUCACUGCGACUAUGUGCACUAUGCCCCGGUCUGCAGUCCCGAUAACAUCACCUACAUCUCCGCCUGCCAUGCGGGUUGUACGGAAAGGACGAAGGAUGCCUUGGGAAGGACCAUUUACACGGGUUGCCAGUGCAUGGAUUCUUCCAGCCUGAUCUCUGGUUCUGAGGUGGGUGAUAACCAGUCAUUAGGUAACUAUUUUAUUUAUCUCCCUUCAUUUCAGUCCCAAUUCGCUGUAGACGGAACCUGUCCAGUCGACUGCUUCAACGAGUUCCUGGUGUUUCUGGCGGUGAUGUGCUUCCUAAAACUCGUGGGAGCAUCUAGUAAAUCAACGAAUCUGCUCAUCGCCCUGCGCUGCAUGCCCCCGGAAGACAAGACGUUUGCUCUGGGAUUGGGCUCCAUGGUAGCUUCUUUACUUGGAUUUAUUCCAAGUCCUAUUUUCUUCGGCUGGCUGAUCGAUAACUAUUGCUUGGUGUGGGGCAAGACCUGUACGAACAAGGGAAACUGUUGGCUCUACGAUACGAAAUCUUUGAGAUACGCUUUAAAUCUAACAGCCGCAUCUUUUAUAUUUUUGGGCGGCUUUCUCAAUAUUUCUGUUUGGUAUCAUGCCAAGAAUCUCAAGAUAUUUGAUGAAGAGGAUUUACCCAAGGGCGAUUCCAAUAAUAAGGAAGUCGAAUUGAAAACAGUGGAUUCCAAAUCUCCAGAGAAUUAA
This is a messenger RNA of Drosophila takahashii, 2120 nucleotides long. RefSeq names its product Organic anion transporting polypeptide 58Da (gene Oatp58Da). Gene Ontology annotation, molecular function: protein binding. Gene Ontology annotation, biological process: sodium-independent organic anion transport; transmembrane transport. Gene Ontology annotation, cellular component: plasma membrane. The record is from RefSeq and is a predicted model, not a curated record. NCBI's taxonomy places the organism in Eukaryota, Metazoa, Arthropoda, Insecta, Diptera, Drosophilidae.